Astyanax mexicanus (Mexican tetra) is the source of this 2195-nucleotide messenger RNA. RefSeq names its product zinc finger protein 585A-like. Gene Ontology annotation, biological process: regulation of transcription by RNA polymerase II. Gene Ontology annotation, molecular function: RNA polymerase II cis-regulatory region sequence-specific DNA binding; DNA-binding transcription factor activity, RNA polymerase II-specific. The transcript is spliced from 3 exons. NCBI's taxonomy places the organism in Eukaryota, Metazoa, Chordata, Actinopteri, Characiformes, Acestrorhamphidae. The record is from RefSeq and is a predicted model, not a curated record. Bases 209 to 1768 code for a protein of 519 amino acids.
GUCGGCAGUGUUCAGCUGUGUGUGAAUGAAGAAGAGUAAAUGAUGGAUCUUCAGAACUCCAGCAGUGGAGGAGGACCUCCUGUCCUAAAAAUAAACAACCAGGAUAUUUAAUAAAGAACAGUGUUAAACUGCUGAAAGAGGUGAAGCACAAGCCAUCCAGAAGAAUCUCCUGAAAACGCAGAAAUUGUUUGCUACAUUUCACAGACAGAUGGAGCCAAGUCCCGACAUGGAGAAACAUCAGCACUCUGUCAAAAGUUUUACUAAACAGAGUGAUCUCAAAAAACACCAGCGCAUUCACACAGGAGAGAAACUGUAUCACUGCUCAGACUGUGGGAAGAGUUUUAAUCAACAGGGUCAUCUCAAAAAUCACCAGCGCAUUCACACAGGAGAGAAACUGUAUCACUGCUCAGACUGUGGGAAGAGUUUUACUGCACAGAGUAGUCUCAAAAAUCACCAGCGCAUUCACACAGGAGAGAAACCGUAUCACUGCUCAGACUGUGGGAAGAGUUUUACUGAACAGAGUAGUCUCAAAAUACACCAGCGCAUUCACACAGGAGAGAAACCGUAUUACUGCUCAGACUGUGGGAAGAGUUUUAAUCAACAGAGUACUCUCAAAACACACCAGCGCAUUCACACAGGAGAGAAACCGCAUCACUGCUCAGACUGUGGGAAGAGUUUUACUGCACAGAGUAAUCUCAAAAUACACCAGCGCAUUCACACAGGAGAGAAACCGUAUCACUGCUCAGACUGUGGAAAGAGUUUUACUAAACAGAGUAAUCUCAAACUGCAUCAGCGCAUUCACACAGGAGAGAAACCGUAUCACUGCUCAGACUGUGGGAAGAGUUUUAAUCAACAGAGUCAUUUCAAAAUACACCAGCGCAUUCACACAGGAGAGAAACCGUAUUACUGCUCCGAUUGUGGGAAGAGUUUUACUAAACAGAGUAAUCUCAAAAUACACCAGCGCAUUCACACAGGAGAGAAACCGCAUCACUGCUCAGACUGUGGGAAGAGUUUUACUUUACAGAGUGAACUUAUAUUACAUCAGCGCAUUCACACAGGAGAGAAACUGCAUCACUGCUCAGACUGUGGGAAGAGUUUUACUAAACAGAGUGAUCUCAAAAAACACCAGCGCAUUCACACAGGAGAGAAACCUUAUUACUGCUCAGACUGUGGGAAGAGCUUUAAUCGACUGGAGACUGUCAAACGGCAUCAGCGCAUUCACACAGGAGAGAAACCGCAUCACUGCUCAGACUGUGGAAAGAGUUUUAAUCAACAGAGUGAUCUCAAAAAACACCAGCGCAUUCACACAGGAGAGAAACUGCAUCACUGCUCAGACUGUGGGAAGAGCUUUAAUCAACUGGAGACUGUCAAACGGCAUCAGCGCAUUCACACAGGAGAGAAACCGCAUCACUGCUCGGACUGUGGGAAGAGUUUUACUGAACAGAGUACUCUCAAAAAUCACCAGCGCAUUCACACAGGAGAGAAACCGUAUCACUGCUCAGACUGUGGGAAGAGUUUUACUACACAGAGUGAUCUCAAAAAACACCAGCGCAUUCACACAGGAGAGAAACCAUAUCACUGCUCAGACUGUGGGAAGAGUUUUACUAAACGGAGUAAUCUCAAAAGUCACCAGCGCAUUCACACUGGAGUAAAACCAUAUCACUGCUCAGACUGUGGGAAGAGUUUUACUAAACAGAGUGAUCUCAAAAAACACCAGCGCAUUCACACAGGAGAGAAAAAUGUCCCAAAUUUGUCCCAUGGCAAUUAAAAGCGCAAAUCAUAAAUUCCACCAGAAACAAAUAUGAACUGUAUUUAACAAUGGAUUUUACAGGUUCAGCAAAACUAUUCUUAUCCAGGGAUGAUGUGUAUAGAAUUCCAUGUUAUGUUUGUAUGUCUUGUAAGUUUGAAUAUUCCAGGACAUUCUUUGUGAGACAGAGCUCAGUUUUUAGGUUAGUUACUGUUGCGCAGUAAGGUUACAGGCUCAUUCACUCCCUCUGCUGGUGUUCUUGUUUGUCUAUGGUUCAGUCCAAUUAAAAAUCUGUUACUAUAGAGGGAUAUAGAGGGAUAUUUGGUUGUUGUAUUACUCAAGUUUUAUACUCUCUUAUCUUUUCCUUAUUGAAUAUUAAAUGUUGCUUAUGGUUUUUUUAAUCUCCAAAGUUACUAAGAAUAUCCAAAUAAUGUAGUUUCUUAAUUGU